This is a messenger RNA of Dunckerocampus dactyliophorus (ringed pipefish), 1735 nucleotides long. RefSeq names its product zinc finger protein 182-like. The coding region runs from base 150 to 1568 and encodes 472 amino acids. The transcript has 2 exons. The record is from RefSeq and is a predicted model, not a curated record. Lineage: Eukaryota; Metazoa; Chordata; Actinopteri; Syngnathiformes; Syngnathidae.
AUGACUGGUGCACACGAAGACAUCACUAAGCCAAAGUGCAAGAAGUCGCCUUCACAAGUUCCUGUUGUAACUCUCAGAAGACCGUAUUGUACUCCUCUCUAGUACAUGUGGCCAAUGAGACACCCAGCAGCUGAUUGGUUGUCAGAAGAAUGUCCUGCUCAUCCACAGGGUGGGAGCUCCACUUUGGAGCAGGCAGAACAACAGCCAAUAAAGAGGAAGAGAAGGAGCCGCAACCCACCCACUUUAAAGAGGAAGAGGCGAAGCCACAGCCCCCCUAUGUUAAAGAGGAAGAAGAAGAACCGUCGAUCACUCAGGAGGGAGAGCAUCUUCUAGGGCCAGAGAAGGCUGAUUUUGCCAGGUUGCCACUGACUAGUGUCUUUGCGGUGACUGAAGACCCCGAAGAGAAACCACCCGAACCCUCACAGCUUCAUCAUAGUCCAAGUCAAGAGAUGAAAGAGACGAAGCCACAGUCCCCCUAUGUUAAAGAGGAAGAGGAUGAGCCACAGCCCACCAACAUUAAAGAGGAAGAGACAGAGCCACAGCCCCCCUAUGUUAAAGAGGAAGAAGAUGAGCCACAGCCCACCAACAUUAAAGAGGAAGAGACAGAGCCACAGCCCCCCUAUGUUAAAGAGGAAGAGGAAGAAAUCUCGAUCACUCAGGACGAAGAGCAUCUUUUAGGGCCAGAGGAGGCUGAUCUCACCAGGUUGCCAGUGACUGGUGUCUCUGUGGUGACCGAAGACCAUGAAGACAAACCACCUGAGUCCUCACAGCUUCAUCAUAGUCCAAGUGAGGAGAUGAGAAAGGUGGAGCCUUCAUGCAGCAGCUCACUGCAACACAUGACAACAGAAGCUGAUGGAGACCACUGUGGAGGAUCACAAGCAGACAAUCUCUUAGCUCCACUGUCAGAUAGUGACGACACAACGUCACACUCUCCUGAAGAUGAAGACAGCGACUACAACCAAGAAUCUCUGGGCAGCGACACAGACUGUGAAGGUAAUAUGAUUAGUCACGCUGGCAACAAACACUCUGAAUGCCCUAAAAAGAAGACAGGUAAACGUUUUAACUGCUCAGUUUGUGAUAAAAGAUUUUCUUGUAAGAGUAAAUUGGCUCUACACAUGAGAACACACACAGGAGAAAAACCAUUUAGUUGUUCAGACUGUGGUAAACGCUUCGCUCGAAGAAAUAACAUGCAGAGACACAGGAGAAUGCACACAGGAGAAAAACCUUUCAGUUGCUCAGACUGUGGUAAAUGCUUCAGUCAAAAAGCACACAUUCGAUUACACAGAAGAACACACACGGGAGAAAAACCUUUUAGUUGCUCAGACUGUGGAAAACGCUUCACUCAAAAGACAAACAUGCAAUCACACAUGGGAACACACACAGGAGAGAAACCUUUUAGUUGCUCAGACUGUGGUAAACGAUUCAUCCAAAAGGCAGCGAUGCAAUUACACACAACGUCUCACACAGGAGAGAAACCUUUUAGUUGCUCAGACUGUGGUAAACGCUUCACUCAAAAGGCAGCAAUGCAAUCACACAUGAGAACACACACAGGAGAAAUUAAAAAAUAAAUGCUUAUUUGCUCAAAUUGUGGUGACACAUUUUCUUGGAGGUAUUCUUUGAUAAAACACAUGCAGAGUCACUGAUGGUCUACUGUGUGAUUCACCUGAUUUCCUUGCAGUCACUGUGUUGUAAUAUUCUGCAUGUGUCUUUGUUCAAUAAAUACAUCUUGUUUUUA